AUUACACUGAACAACAACAACAACACCACCAACACCAUCACCAACAAAAACAACAGCAGCAGCAACAACAACAGUAACAACAACAAAAACAGGCAAACAUUGAUGGGCGAGAGCAACAAUGACGGCUCCGACAUCAUUAUUACUAUUGGGUUGUGUGCAAUGGCGAAAAAGGCAAUGUCGAAGCCCAUGAAGGAAAUCUUGCGCCGGAUGGAUAAGUUCCAGCAUAUACGUUUAAUAAUUUUCGAAGAGCAUGUGAUACUCAACGAGCCCAUUGAAUCGUGGCCCAUAUGCGAUGCCCUCGUCAGUUUCUAUUCUGAGGGUUUUCCACUGGAAAAAGCCAUUGCUUAUUCGAAUUUGCGUAAACCAUAUCUUGUCAACGACCUGGAAUCACAGUAUAUCUUGAUGGACAGACGAUUGGUGUACGAGUGUUUGAAGCGUGAAGGCGUUCCAGUUCCUCGAUAUGCUUGUGUCUCCAGGAGGCCAGGUAGCCCCCCAGUUAACGUUGUAGAGAGCGACGAUUCCAUCGAAAUUGAGGGGCAAAUCUUCCAUAAACCAUUUGUGGAAAAACCGCUCAGUGCUGAGGAUCACAACGUAUACAUUUAUUUCCCCAGUUCGGCUGGGGGUGGUAGCCAAAGGUUGUUCCGCAAAGUGGGUAAUCUGAGCAGCAAAUACUUCUCUCACAGCAACAUUCGCACAAAUGGAUCUUACAUGUACGAGGAGUUCAUGCCAACGGAUGGCACGGAUGUCAAGGUUUACACAGUUGCAGAUGAUUACGCUCAUGCAGAGGCUCGGAAGUCACCUGCCCUGGAUGGCAAGGUGGAGCGAGAUCAUGAGGGUAAGGAAGUUCGGUAUCCCGUAAUUCUGACGCCUCGCGAGAAAAUUAUCGCCAAGAAAGUGGCUAAGGCAGUUCAGCAACAGAUUUGCGGCUUCGACCUUUUGAGAGCCAAUGGAAUGUCUUAUGUAUGCGACGUAAAUGGGUUCUCCUUCGUCAAAUCGUCCAGAAAGUACUACGAUGACUGUAGUCACAUUUUGGGCGUACUUAUUACCCGAAAAAUUGCUCCGCGUCUCUGUGUUCCUGCCCACUUGCCACCGGGGACCGAUGUGGACACACCGUGGGUCCCGACGACUUGCGGGACUAUCAUGGAGUUACGUUGUGUCAUUGCUGUGAUCCGUCACGGUGAUCGAACUCCGAAGCAAAAAAUGAAGAUGGAGGUCAGACAUGAGAAGUUUUUUUGUCUGUUUUCCAAGUAUGCUGGAGAAUAUACGCAUGAACUGAAGUUGAAGCGGCCCACCCAGCUUCAAGAGGUGCUUGAUAUUGUGCGCUUCAUUCUGGAAGAGCUGGAAUCAUCCGACAACGUGGAUCCACAGUUAAAGAAGAAUAGACCAAAAUUUGAGCAAUUGAAGUUAGUUACUUACUGCAAUUAUUGA
Messenger RNA from Dicrocoelium dendriticum, 1428 nucleotides. The record is from the annotation of a GenBank genome assembly. Lineage: Eukaryota; Metazoa; Platyhelminthes; Trematoda; Plagiorchiida; Dicrocoeliidae.